AUGUCUCUGGAGGGCCUGGGGGUGGCCCCGGACGGCAGCGCCUGCGUGGCCGACUUGGAGGCUCUGCUGGGGGGCGCCGGGGGCCUCCACGUGAUGGAGCAGCAGAUUGUGAUCAUCUCCACGCCGGACGCGCUCCCCACGCCUGAAGCGGAGAGCGAGGCCGAGCUGCUGCUCUUCGCCACCCCGCAGGCCCCCCGGCCGGGCCCGGCGGCGCAGAGACCGGCGCUGGGACGCCCACCGGUGAAGAGAAAGUUAGAUCUGGAGACCGAUCACCAGUACAUAGCAGAGAGCAUCCAGACAUCCCGAGGCAAAGCGAAAAACCCUGUCAAAGGUGUGAAAUCUCCUGGGGAGAAGUCCCGCUAUGAAACCUCUCUGAACCUGACCACCAAGCGUUUCCUGGAGCUGCUAAGCCAGUCACCAGAUGGGGUGGUGGAUCUCAACUGGGCAGCGGAGGUCCUGAAAGUGCAGAAGAGGCGGAUCUACGACAUCACCAAUGUCCUGGAGGGCAUUCAGCUAAUCACCAAGAAAUCCAAGAACAACAUCCAGUGGCUGGGCAGCCAGUCAGCUGUGGGGAACACCAGUAAGUACCAGGUGCUGGAGAAGGAAAUCCGUGACCUUCAGGUGGCUGAGCAGCAGCUGGAUGACCUCCUCCAGAUGUGCACCGUCCAGCUCAAGCUCCUCACUGAGGACCCUGAGAAUCAGCACUCUGCUUAUGUGACCUGCCAAGACCUUCGCAGCAUCGCAGACCCCUCUGAGCAAAUGGUGAUGGUGAUAAAAGCCCCUCCAGAGACCCAGCUGCAAGUUUUAGACCCAGCAGAGGCUUUCCAGGUUUCUUUGAAAAGCACCCAGGGCCCCAUCGACGUGUUCCUGUGCCCAGAAGACAGCUCUGGGGUCUGUAGCCCAGUCAAGAGUCCUUUCAAAGCAACUGCUGAGGAAUCGUCCCCUGGUUCUUCUGAGGCAGCAGCGUCCCCGCUCCUGCACCCAACCCAGGACGUGAACUUGCCAUUGCUGCCUGGUGAGCAAGAGCCCCUCCUGCCUGGGGAGAAUGCGCUGCCGCUGAAGUGCGUGGCUGAUGAGGUGAGUCUCUCACCGCUGGCCUCUGUAGAUGCUCUGCUGGAGCAGAACAAGGAUGACUUCUCCAGCUUCCUCCCAGACGAGUUCAUCAACCUGUCUCCACCCCAGCCCCAGGACUACCACUUCGGCCUGGAGGAGGGCGAGGGCAUCAGCGAGCUCUUCGACUGUGACUUCGGGGACUUUGCACCCUUGGACUUCUGA
Molecule: messenger RNA, 1275 nt
Organism: Emys orbicularis (European pond turtle)
Lineage: Eukaryota; Metazoa; Chordata; Testudines; Emydidae
Gene: E2F1
Product: E2F transcription factor 1
Exons: 7
Coding region: 1-1275 (424 amino acids)
Biological process (GO): regulation of transcription by RNA polymerase II; G1/S transition of mitotic cell cycle
Cellular component (GO): Rb-E2F complex
Molecular function (GO): protein dimerization activity; RNA polymerase II cis-regulatory region sequence-specific DNA binding; DNA-binding transcription factor activity, RNA polymerase II-specific
Source: RefSeq, a predicted model, not a curated record